GUGACGUGUCGGUUUGCGGACCCACGGGGAGUCGCGGUGGAAAGGCGCGGCCCGCUGAUUCCCGUCAUGUGACAAGAAGCGGAAACUACGCUGAAAUAGGCCCUGGCUCCAGGUCCCAGUAACUCGGAAUGCGGAGCCGCUCGUCUCCGUCUUUUUUAAGAGUGCACUGGUACCAUCAUAGUUCACUGCUGCUUCAUACUCCUGGACUCAAGCAAUCCUCCCUCCUUGGUCUCCCAAAGUGCUGAGAUUACAGGUGUGAGCCACCUCCCUGGCCAUAAAGGAAUAUUUGGUGAAUUACUGACAAAUAGCUGAGGCAUGGGGAAAAAUAACCUGCCACAAUUUGAGAACACACACACAGACUGAAUGACACGGGGAAUCCUACAGCUGAGCUAGAGAGAUGAAGAUGCAUCUGGUUCAUUUAACAGGUGUGGAGCCCAGGACACCAGACAGAAGUCCACAUAACGUCUGACUCUUUCCAGCAUAAUCAGGGGGAAUGGCUAACUCCAUAUGUCCCCAGGCCUCACCUAGAAUCUAAUGGCUUCAAAGCAGAUAAAUCAUCCUGAAAGUCGCUGUUGUUCUCCUGCUGAGCAAGAAUGGAGGCCCCACUGGUGAGCCUGGAUGAAGAGUUUGAGGACCUUCGACCCUCCUGCUCCGAGGACCCGGAGGAGAAGCCCCAGUGUUUCUAUGGUUCAUCUCCCCACCAUCUCGAGGACCCCUCCCUCUCCGAGCUUGAGAAUUUUUCUUCCGAAAUAAUCAGCUUCAAGUCCAUGGAGGACCUCGUGAAUGAAUUUGACGAGAAGCUCAAUGUCUGCUUUCGGAACUACAACGCCAAGACCGAGAACCUAGCUCCCGUGAAGAACCAGUUACAGAUCCAAGAGGAGGAGGAGACCCUUCAGGACGAGGAGGUUUGGGAUGCUCUGACAGACAAUUACAUCCCUUCACUCUCAGAAGACUGGAGGGAUCCAAACAUCGAGGCUCUGAAUGGCAACUGCUCUGACGCUGAGAUCCAUGAGAAAGAAGAGGAAGAGUUCAAUGAGAAGAGUGAAAAUGAUUCUGGUAUCAACGAGGAGCCUCUGCUCACAGCAGAUCAGGUAAUUGAGGAGAUUGAGGAAAUGAUGCAGAACUCCCCAGACCCUGAGGAAGAAGAGGAGGUUCUGGAAGAAGAGGAUGGAGGAGAAACUUCCUCCCAGGCAGACUCGGUCCUCCUGCAGGAGAUGCAGGCGUUGACACAGACCUUCAACAACAACUGGUCCUACGAAGGGCUGAGGCACAUGUCUGGGUCUGAGCUGACCGAGCUGCUGGACCAGGUGGAGGGUGCCAUCCGCGACUUCUCGGAGGAGCUGGUGCAGCAGCUGGCCCGCCGGGACGAGCUGGAGUUUGAGAAGGAAGUGAAGAACUCCUUUAUCACGGUGCUUAUUGAGGUUCAGAACAAGCAGAAGGAGCAGCGAGAACUGAUGAAAAAGAGGCGGAAAGAGAAAGGGCUGAGCUUGCAGAGCAGCCGGAUAGAGAAGGGAAACCAGAUGCCUCUCAAGCGCUUCAGCAUGGAAGGCAUCUCCAACAUUCUGCAGAGUGGCAUCCGCCAGACCUUUGGCUCCUCAGGAACUGACAAACAGUAUCUGAACACAGUCAUUCCUUACGAGAAGAAAGCCUCUCCUCCCUCAGUGGAAGACCUGCAGAUGCUGACAAACAUUCUCUUUGCCAUGAAGGAGGAUAAUGAGAAGGUGCCUACUUUGCUAACGGACUACAUUUUAAAAGUGCUCUGCCCUACCUAACCUUGCCCUUUGGAGCAGCCUCGCUGCAGGAGGUCACUGAGCAAGAGUCAUUCCAUCACAGGGACUGCAUGACACCACGUAACCUCCGACAUGUAUUUAAACGUGUAUAGCUUAACCCGGAUUAAACAUGAGCAAGCGCGCGGGGUCCUUUGCCGUUGGCUUCUAGUGCUAGUAAUCAUUGGAUGCAUGAUGGGGCAGGGCCGGUGAUGGUGCCUCCUCCUUGCUGGUGUCAGGAGAGGGGAAGGCAGCUGCUUUCACCACUCAUUACGUAGUCUGGCUCCAGCCCUCAAAAACAGCUUAUACUCUACGACUAAUUUUGAAAUAAAACCUUCAUUUAAUUAA
Molecule: messenger RNA, 2114 nt
Organism: Pongo pygmaeus (Bornean orangutan)
Lineage: Eukaryota; Metazoa; Chordata; Mammalia; Primates; Hominidae
Gene: FEZ1
Product: fasciculation and elongation protein zeta 1
Exons: 13
Coding region: 594-1772 (392 amino acids)
Cellular component (GO): cytoplasm; axon
Source: RefSeq, a predicted model, not a curated record